AUGAGAUUUUAACUCAAAGUACCAAACUAAUUAUCUGAAGAAGAGGCAUAAGUAACUAAACAAAUUAUUUUUAGAUGAUAACGAUUAUAGAUUCUUUUGACCUUGAAGAAUUAAGAGACUAAUUUGAUAAAAAUUAUUUUCUUUUUUCUCAAUCUGACUAUCUUACAUAAUACCUAUUGAAUAAAAUUGAUAGUAGUCUAGAGAAUAUCAUAACAGAAAUAUAAAAUAAUACCAAGUUUGACUGUUCCUAGAUUUUGAUAUUCAUUAAAUAAAUUAAGAAAAAGGAUUUUUUAAUUAAUGAAAUAUUUUAGUCCUACGAACACUUGAUUAAGAUAGUUGAAUAUACAGAUAAUUUAUUUAUAUAUGGAUUAAUUUUAGAAGUCAUAGAUUUUAGAAUUAUGAAUGCAAUUAGACAUAACUCAUUGCCAAGACUUAUUUAUUUAGUAUCAAUAUUACAUCAGCAUAAUAAUUAUUUGUCAUCCUAAAAAAUAGAUUUGAUUGAUUAUUAUCAUGAAGAUCCAAAAUAUAAAACAAUAGUUACAAAUCCAAUUGAAGCCUUAUAAUUUGAAAUUGAAUAUAAUGAACCAACUUAAUUAGAUGAAAGUUAUGAAGAAAUAAGUAAGAAUCAAAUGCAUAAGAAGAGGCUAUUAGGAUAAUUCUAAACUAAAGUAUUAAUUAUAAAUUUAUAUUAUAGAAAAUAUAAAUAAUAGAUGAUAAUUCAACAUCAGCUUUAUCAUUGUCAAGAAAUCUACUAAAUAUGCCUGAUUAGCCAUUUUCACCACUUAUUGAGAUUGUCAAAUAUAGAAUACUCAUAAAAAGAGGAUUGCUUACAAAUCCAGAAUAAACAAAAAAUAUUAUAAUCAAAUUACAUUUAUAAUGUAAUUCCAUAAUUUAAAACUAUUAAAAUAGAUAUUAAGAUCUUCAAAUGAAUUAAUUACUUAGAAAUUUAAAAUUGACUGAAAAUUUUAAUUUAUUUAAACUUAAUACUGUUAAUCCACUUGUAUUAUAAUAAUUAAUGGAAACUUCGCAAAAUUAUUAUCAAGAUUAAUUAAACUAGGAUAGAUAAGAAUAAUAUUUUACACUUCUUUCAGAUGUUUUAUAAGUUAAACAUGUUGAAUAAAAUGAAUUAAUUCAAGGCUAUCCAUUAAAAUACAAUACUUAAAUAAUGAAUGAACAAUUAGCUAGAAAUGGAUUAGUUUUUAAAAGCAUCCUGGAUUUUUUUUAAUCUUAAAAUUGUCACUUUCUUCUAAACCAAUAUUAAUACUUUAAUCAAAUAUGUAGAUUAGUAAAAGGUUCUUUAUGUAUUUAAGAUAAUAGAUUAUUACUACCACCUGAAUAAUUCUAAAAUGCAAUUAAAUUUUUAAGCUAUUUAUCUAGAUAAUAUUAUGAAUAAUAAAGUAAUUAUUAGACUUUUGAUGAACUUGUAAGAAUAGCUGAAUAUUAUAUUAAUUUAGGUUUAAACCUGUUAAAACCUACAGAAAAUGGUUAUGCUUAAAUAUGUGAGACAGAUGCUGAUAUAAUUAUUGAAAGUUGUAUUGAAGCAAUAACUAUUAACAAUUAACAUAAUAUGAUAGCACAAAAUAAUUCUGUAUUUGCUAGAAAGGUUAUAAAUUCUCGAGUCUUAAGUUUAAUAGCAAAUUAUUUGCAACAAAAAGUUUAAUUAAAUAACAUAUUUGAUAAAGCAUUAAGAUUAAUCUCUUUUUUAUCAUAAACAGAACCUUAAUUAAUGAUUUAAAUUUUAAAUUCAACCUUACCUGAUAUCCUGAAUGAAAACAUUUAGAAAAAUAAUAUUAAUGAAUUAAAAAUGCCAAGGCUAUCAUUUAUUUCUUUAUUUUAUCGAAAUAUAUGCUAAUAAGAACAGGCUCGGUAAAAAUUUAAUGAUCAUGGAAUAAAUAUUAUUGAUAAGCUAUUGAAUUAUCACUUUUUUGUUAAGGAAGUUAUUAAUCUAUCUGAUAUAUCAAACUUAGCCUUUUUCAUAAGAGAAUAUACUCACUAUAUUUAAUAAAGUAGAGCUUAAAUUAAUGAAAUACUCAUUAAAGUAUUACAAUAAUUAUUACAAUAAUUAUCAGAAUAAUUACAAUAAUUAAACUACGAUUAAAAUUUUAAAUCAUAAUAUUAAAAGAUUUUGCAUAAAAGGAAAGCAAUCUAAAAUUUUAGUUAAAUUAUUAAUUAACAUAAUUCUGGGUUUAGUAACAUUUUGCAUUCCCAAGGCGGGUAUUUUGAUAAUUUUGUGAGAUUAUUUAAGAUUCCAUAAUUUAAACGAAUGUUUAUUCAUCAAUUUGGAUUGAAUUAAUUUGAGAAUUUUGAUCCUAAUAAAUGUCUGAUUAGUGCCUUAGAAUUAAUAGAAUAAUUAGAAUAAGAAUUGGGUUGUACAUUGGAAUAAUCAUAAUCUUUAGUUUUCAAUGAAAAAAACUUUUAUCAAAAUUGCUCACCUUAAACUUUUUAAAUGACAUCUCGUUUAUCAGAAAUUUUAGAUUAUUUUAUAGUAGUUUAGAAUAAUAUAAAUCGCCUUAAGUUGACUAAUUAAAAUUUAACUGAUAAACUAAUAGAUAAAUAUUGUGCAUUUCUGGAAAUAUUUCUUACUUCUUAAAGUGAGCAGAAAUAUUUUAGUCAUAGAUUUGACGAAAUUAUUAUUUAGGUAUAAAAUAGAAAAGGGAGCGGCGUGAAUUUACAACCUUUAAGCAGGUUAUUAAAUAGGCUUAGCUUACAAUUAAAUAAUCCUCCAGAGAUUGCUCUUUAUUAUCUAAAAUAAAUAUUACAAUUCAUUGUGCGAUAAAAAAAAAAUAGCAAUUUUAUUAUCAACUCUGAUGUAGGACGUAAUUUGUAAUAUAUUCUUAAAACUUACGUUGUAAUGAUAAACUCUGAUAGUUCAAACUCAGAAUUAGAAGAUGAUUUGUUAUUAACUAUUGAGUCAAUUUUAAGAUUUUUAUAUAAUCUUUCUGGUCCAUCUAUGGAUUAAAAUUUAUCUAUUUUUUCAAAGAUAAUUGAAGAAAUUUCAACUCUUUUAUAAAUAAUCAAAGAUUCAUCACAUCAAAAAAUAACAAUAAUUUAGGGAAUUUUAUUGAAUUAAGUCAACCAUAUUCUGCUUUACAAUCCUUCGAAUUCCUCUUAGAGGAAUAACCCUAUUUAUCCAUUAGAAAGAACUUCCUUAGUAGAUUAAUUAAAUUCAAUAGGUUUUCAAAGGAGGUAUAUUAAUUAGAUCCUUGAUAUAUUCCCUUUUCUAAAUACUGUUAAUUAGUUUUGUGACUUCGAAGAAUUAAGAAGAUUUGAGCUUGAAGGAAUGGGAAUUAUAUAAAAUACAGAAGAACAGGAAAUUAUAUAAAAUGUUGGAGAAAUAUAAAGUUAAGAGAGUUUUGAUAUUGAAUUAUUCAAAACGUAAUAAGAAACUUUAAAAAAAUAUCUAAAGUAAAACUAUCUCUAUUUUUAAAAAAAUUUAUAAAUUUAAUAGAAGAGUUUUUAAAUACAAUUAAAUGAACCUGAAAUCCUUAAAUAUUUAGAACUAAUAGUUGAUAAAUUAUUUAAUUUAAAAUUAAAUUUUUAAGUUAUUGAAUUAGAUCUAUAGAUCCCUCAUAAUGUAAAUAUAAAUAGUUUAUCUUUAAUUUUAACAACCUUUAAUCGAUAAAACUAAUUUACAAUAUCAUAAGAAUUAUUAAAAAUUGAAUUGUUUAAAUUAUUUGAGUUUUUGUUGCAAUAAGGAAAUUAGGAAGGUUUAUACACUAUUUAUUUGAUACUCGAAAUUUUCUUUAAAUUAUAGAUUGAUUAAAAAGAAAUCCUCGAUCUACUAUUUAAUGGAAUUAAGAAGAUCCUUGAUUCUAAUAUUUAGAAUUCCAAUACCACUUAGAUAAUCAUUCAAAUUCUUGUGAAUAUUUUUAAAAAAAACAGACAAUUUGUUAGUCAUUUUUUGUUAUAAAUGAAGGGUUUAGAAUAAAUUUUUAAAAUGAAAGGAGAAGGUAAUAAUCAAUUUAUUAGUCUUUCAAAAUUAACAAUGCUUAUGAUAUAUGAUCAAACUUUAAUAAGAGCUUAAAUAGAAGCAAAAAUAAAGAAAAUAAUUUUUGAUUAAAAAAACAAUGAAUAAAUUGAAAAAACUAAUUAAAAUUUAUAAUAACAAUAGUAUAAAAAUGAAAAUGCAUAUCCAAUUUGCGUUUAGCCAGCAUAAUAUAAUGUUUAGAUAUAGGAAUAAUAGAAAAUAUCAAAAAAUCAUCCUGGUUUAUUAGCCCUUUAAAAUGAAUAAUACUUUUAGACAGAUUUAAAAUAUGUUAUGGAUUUAUUAUUUGAAGAAUAAACAGAUAAUUAAAGUUUAAUAUUGAAAAAUGGUAUUAGGCUUGACACAUUAAAUAGCAUCAAUAAAAAUGAAGAACCAAUUUUACAGUUUAAUUUCAAACAUAGCAAAGAAACCUAAACUCUUUUAAAACUAUUAGUUUAAUAGAUGGUUACAUCAUAUUUUGAAAAAAAUGAAUAUUAUUAAUAUGAUUGGAACAACAUAUUUAAUGUUUUAUAGAUACUUAUUUAAAAGUUUCCAAUAUUGUUGCCAGGGCUAACAAGAAUGAAUUGUAGUUAGUUUCUAGAAAAAUAUAAAGAUUAGCUUGGACUUGAUCCUUCAUAAAAGAUAUCUAAUAUAUCAUUCCUUACUUUAAUUACUAAAUUUAUAAAUCCAUCAAAAAAUUUUAUAUUUUAUAUGUGUUUGGAUAAUAUAGUACUUUUUGGAAGGUCAGAUAAUGUUAUUGUUCCUUUUGCAUAUGAAAUUAGAAGAAUGAUAAUAAGAGAGUUGUUUGUUGGAAUAAAUAAAUCAAUAAAUAAUUUAGACGAAAAAGUAUGUUAGUUUUCUGAUAUUUUGGUAACUUUAUUGUAAAUAAAAUCUGUUUCAAAAAUAUGUAUUAAGAAUAUUCAUGAACCUUAAAACUCAUUUAAUUUUAUUUAAACUUUCAUAGAAGGAAUAAAAAAUUUCAAUAUAAAAUAAUAUUUUAAGUAAAAAGAUCAAUUAUUUUUUAUUAUGACUACUUUGAAUUUGCUUUAUGGCGUUGCUACUAACUUACUUUUAGAAAAGACCGAACCAAUACUUGAUUAUAGGAAAGAAUAAAUGCCUACCAAAUAACUAAAUUUUUUAGGCAAACCAAUAAUUGAUUAUAUGAAAGAAUAAAUGCCUACCAAAUAACUAAAUAUUAUAGGUGAGAUGUCAUCAGUAUAAAUCAAUAAUUAAAUAUUUUAAAGCUAUAUAAAAACUUUGGCAAAUUAUCAAAACUAUAACCUUAUAAAUAAUACUAAAUUCUUAUAAUAAUGGCCAUAUCUAAAAAUAAAAAAUGAAAUUUUGGAAGAGAAUACUAAUAUAUAAAAAGAAUAAGUAAUUCCGAAUGAUUAAUUAAUAUAAAUACAGCAUUAUGAUAAUUCAUUUGAAAAUUUGGUUAUUAAAUUAGAAGAAGAAUCAAUUAAUUGGAUUAAUGAGAAUUAAAAUGAGAAUAUGACAGAAAAUUUACAAUAGACAGAUUUAAAUAAUCAAAAUAUCUUAAUUAAUUUUAUUAAUAAUUUUAUUAAUAAUUAAUUAUUUUCUGAUUCAAUAAUUAGCAAUUUAAGUCUUAAUGGAACGAGAUUACCUCGAUAGUUUUAAAAAUACUUAAUUAACUUUAAAGUAAGGUAACAAUAAGAAUCAGAUAAAGCUUUGUAGAAUAAUUUAUAAAAUAAUAAUAAUUAUUUUGAUUUAAUUCAAAAUCCUAGAAGACCUAGGGAUAGAAAUGUUUUGAUGCAUAUGAUGCUUCAACCAAAUUAAAACAAUUUUUCAAGGUUCGAGUUAAAUCCAAAUAUGUUAGACCUUCCAAAUCCCCGAAACAUGUAUAAUUAAGAUCGAAAUGCUGAUGAUUUAGAAAAUUCUUUGAGUUCUAUUUAAGAAAUUAAUCAUGACUCCAACAUUGAGGGUAAUUUAAAUUAAGAAAUUUCAACAUAAGAAUAAUAACCAUAAGAUGAAUCAAAUUAAUACUUCGGAUAACAUCUUGAAGAAGACAAUAAUUAAUUUAUGCAGAAAUUAGAUAAUUAUGCAAAUUUAGUGUUGAAUAAUAGAUAAUAAACUUUACAAUUAUUAGGAUCCAUAGAUCAACAAUUUUUAUAAUUCUUAUUGAAAUUAAUGUAAGUAGAGGAUGAUGAGGAUAGAGAUUAUAGAAAUAUCUUGUUCAUAAGAUUAGGAGCAUCAUCUACUUUAGCUAAUUAAUUAAUUGAUGCUCUUAUAUGUAAAUUGAGAAUGAUAUCUAAUAAUGUAAGUGAAGAUAAUUUUGUCUAAGAAAAUUUCUUAGUUUAAAAAAAUGUAAUUAUAAACGAUAAUAAUUAUUUCUAAAAUAUAGUAAAAAAUUAAAUUAUCAAAAUUUUAUUAAAACUUAGUAAAUCUUUAAAAUGUAAAUUAUCUUAAUAAACCUUUUAAUAUAUGAUGGAUUUAAUAUUUUCACUUGAAAGGGAAAAGUUUUAAUUAUUCCUCUAAGUUUUCAUUAAUUUUUCGAAGGAUUAAUAAAAUGUAUAUGAAUUAAAACCAAAUCAAGCAAGAUAAUUAUUUAAUCGAUUUUUUUAAGAAAAUAGUCUUUCUAAAAUAAACAAGUAAUUCAUUUAAUUAAUAUCAAACCUUUGGAAAAAUAGAGAUAGUGCCUUUCGCUUUGAUAUUUUAAUUUAGGAAAAUAUUUAAACUGCAGCAUAAUAUUUUGAAAAUCGGUUACUUGAUUUAUAAUUUAAUGAUUUAAUAAUAAAUAAGAGGAAUUAAAUAACAAAAGCAUUUGAACUUAUUUAGUAUACUUAUAUCAAUGUUAUGGAUAAUAAUCAAUAAGAGGCUUGUUAAAAAUUUUUAGAAAAGCCUGAAAACAUUAAAUUAUGGUAGAAUCUACAAAAAGUUAUAUCUAAUUUAUAAGUUUAAUAAUUUUAGGAAUAUAGCUUACUAUUAUUACCUUAUAUUUAAUCAUUUUUAAUAUGUAAUUAAAUUUUUAAUGAAAAUGAAGCUUAAAAUAUUCAAAUUUACAAAAUAUCUUCAAUGGAAAUUUCAAGACCAUCAAUAGAAGAUGAUUUUGAUUAUGAACAAUUAUUCAAGAAACUUUGUAAACAUGGUUAAUUCUUUAUAAAUUAUAUAAUCAAAGAGCAAUUGUAAAAUUUUUAAUUAAUUAAUCAAAUUAAAAAUAAUAAUUAACAUUUUAUAGUAUAUUUUUUCAAAAAUCACGCUAAUAUAAUAGAUUUAGAAAAUAAGAAAGCUUAUUUGAGGAUUUAAAUUUCUAAUUUAAGAAGAAAUAAUAACUUUUAAUAAUAAGAACCCUAUUAUUUUUUUAUACCUGAAUUAGAAAUAUCAGUCCAUAGGGAGAAUGUUUUUAUGGAUUCAUACCAACAAGUUAGCCGUUUUACUAAGAAGCAGCUUUAGGAUAUCUGGAUGAUAAAUUUUAUAGGAGAAUAGGGUUAGGAUGCAGGAGGUCCAACAAGAGAAUGGUUUGCAUUGAUUUCAAAAGAAAUCCUUAAUCCAAUCCAUGGCUUAUUUAUACCAGCACCUAAUCAAUAAUAUUAUCAGAUUAAUAGAGAAGCUUUUGAUACUAAUCACCUCAAUAAAUUCAGAUUUGUGGGAAAGAUUUUUGCAAAAGCUAUUACUCAAAAAGUUUACAUUUUCGGAAAUUUCCCUAGCUUUUUUUUUAAACAUAUUUUGGGUUCAAAAUUAUCAAUAAGAGAUAUUUAAGAUUAUGAUGAAGGUUUAUAUAAUAGCAUGAACUACAUAUAUUAAGAUGAAAUUACUUCUAAUUUCGAUUUUUCUUUUACCUACACUAUGGUUGAUUAAGGAAUACCAAAAGAAAAGGAGCUAAUACCAGGAGGAGAAAAUAUACAAGUUACGCAUGAAAAUAGAAAGGAUUAUGUAAAAAAAUAUUGUCAUUAAAUUAUGGCAAAAAAUAUUGAAGCUUAAAUUAAAGCUAUUUAAGAAGGAUUUUAUUCUAUAAUACCAAAAGACAUAAUUGCCAUUUUUGAUCCAACUCAAUUUUAAUAAUUGCUUUGUGGUAAAGAAAUAAUAGAGGGUAAAAUAUUAAAAUAUAAAUUUUUUAGUUGAAGAUCUCAUUUAGAACAUGGAGUGCAAAGGAAUACCAACAGACCAUUAAGCAAAUAAAUGGCUUUAAAAUUUAUUGAGAAGUUUCAGUCAAGAUAUGUUAGCAAAGUUUCUAAAAUUUGUUACAGGUAUUUAUUUUAACAUUUAUUUAAGGUUCUCCAUUAUCACCUGCUGGAGGAUUUGGAAAUUUAACGAGAAAAAUUAUUAUUUCAUAUUAUUUUGAAUCAUAAGAUAACUUGCCAGAAGGACAUACAUGGUAUUUUUUAAUUUAAAAUAUUAUAGUUCAUUAACUAUUUCCUUGCCAGUUUAUGCUUCUGAAGAUGUCUUAAGAGAGAAAAUGGAAACAGCUUUAACAGAGGGCAACGAAUAAUUUACGAUUGCAUGA
Paramecium sonneborni is the source of this 8426-nucleotide messenger RNA. Lineage: Eukaryota; Ciliophora; Oligohymenophorea; Peniculida; Parameciidae. The record is from the annotation of a GenBank genome assembly.